Molecule: messenger RNA, 627 nt
Organism: Trichoderma harzianum CBS 226.95
Lineage: Eukaryota; Fungi; Ascomycota; Sordariomycetes; Hypocreales; Hypocreaceae
Exons: 5
Coding region: 1-627 (208 amino acids)
Biological process (GO): glutathione metabolic process
Molecular function (GO): glutathione transferase activity
Source: RefSeq, a predicted model, not a curated record
AUGGCUGCUCAAUCUUCCACUGUAUUCCAUUAUCUCGAUAUCGGCCGAAUGGGUCGCGGCGAAGUCGUGAACCUCUUCCUCAAGGAUGCAGGAAUCGAGUAUCAGGACAUUCGGUACUCAUACCCCGGUGAAACAUGGCAAAACACUAGUGAUGAGUUGAAGCGCCGGGGCCUUACAAGGACCGGAAAAUUGCCAGCGGUGGAAUACAACGGCCACGUUUUGAACCAACAUAUCCCGACGUUGCGCUACCUCGCUCGUGACCUUGGUCGCUACGAUGGAGAAACAAGCUGGGAGAAAUACGUUGUAGAUGCGGUGUCAGAUAUAUACAUUGACUGGAGAUUCAAAUGGGUGGCAAACCUAGGGAACUCGACAGACGAGUAUAAGAAUGACACUGCGCCACAGUAUUACGAUGUAUUAGCCCAGUAUUACGCUGAGUCCGGAGGUCCAUACCUGUUGGGCGACAAAAUCACAUAUGCUGAUUUUGCUGUUUAUCAAUCCAUCGACAACGACCAGAGGACGGGAACACUACCGACAAAGCUUCCGGAUACAAUCUUGAAGUUCAGGGAGACAUUCGAGCAACGUCCCAACAUUGCGGAGUAUAUCAAGAAUAAUUUCCCAAAAGCUUAG